CGUCUGCCCCGGCGCGGCCCCACCGGGAUGGCGGUGACGAGCCGUGACGACUCAAUGGUUGCCUGGGCGCGACGCAGGGGUUCGUAGUCGAGUGCGGCGUGGCAGGUCUCUUCGAAGCGCCUCUCCUUUGGAGCCGGGGCUGUGAGCGUGCAUUGGGCGGCCGUCGGGGCCGAGAACCAUGAGCCCCGGGGGCGCGGGCAGCUCCGCAGGGCUGCUACUGACCGUGGGCUGGCUGCUCCUGGCGGGCUUCCAGUCCUCGUGUGGGACCAAUGUCACCGCCAUCCAGGAACCCCCCUUGGUCCACGAGGCCCACGAGGUCCACGAGAUCCACGAGGUCCACGAGGUCCACGAUCCCCACGAGGGCCCCGAGGCCCACGAGCCCCACGAGGCCCACGAGGGCGAAAGCGAAGGCGAUAGCGAUAGCGACAGCGACAGCGAGGACGACACCGGUGACAACGAAAGCGAAGGGGACAACAACGAGGGCCCUCUGCCUGAUAACGAGGAAGCUGGUCCGAAUAAAACAAUAGUCAAAGAAGUUGAAUUUGGAAUGUGCACAGUCACGUGUGGUGUUGGUGUUAGAGAAGUUAUAUUAACAAAUGGAUGCCCUGGAGGCGAAUCCAAGUGUAUUGUUCGAGUAGAAGAAUGCCGUGGACCAGCAGAUUGUGGCUGGGGUAAACCAAUUUCAGAAAGUCUUGAAAGUGUUAGAUUGGCAUGUAUUCAUACAUCUCCUGUAAAUCGUUACAAAUAUAUGUGGAAACUUCUAAGGGCAGACCAACAACCUGUUAUACUUGCAAAUGAUUCAGCAAUCCUGGAUGUACAAAGAGAUAUCCACCCCUUGGCUUUCCAGUGUGACACCAUGGAUAAUUCUGAAAUGGUAGCAUCUAUUAAAUUCACAGUCUAUACAUCUAAUGAAUUGCAGAUGAGAAGAUCAAGCCGACCAGACACUGAUGCAGUCCUAGUUUUUGUGCUGACCAUAGGAGUCAUUAUCUGUGUAUUUGUGAUCUUCGUAUUGAUCUUCAUAAUUAUUAAUUGGGCAGCAGUGAAAGCUUUCUGGGGGGCGAAAGCCUCUACAACUGAGAUACACUCAGAGCUGAGUUCUAUGAGAUACAAAGACUCAACUUCUCUUGACCAGUCACCAGCAGAAAUACAUGGACAUGAAGAUGAUGCUUUAAGUGAAUGGAAUGAAUGAUGCAUGGAUGACAUAUGACAAACCAGAGGAUAUUAGAGAAUAUCAGAUUUAUUAUUAUAAAAAUAAAAUAUAUACUGAAAUACUUUAA
Messenger RNA from Ictidomys tridecemlineatus (thirteen-lined ground squirrel), 1277 nucleotides. The record is from RefSeq and is a predicted model, not a curated record. Lineage: Eukaryota; Metazoa; Chordata; Mammalia; Rodentia; Sciuridae.